CUCUCCCACACCCUGGCGCGCUUCCUCUGCACCUCGGCGCCGUUGGAGGGUCCCCGGGCGACCCCGAGGGCACUGUUAGGCAGAAGGAAGCCCGAGGAGACCCGGUGAACUGGGCAGAGCAGCAGAGGGUAGCAGAGCCUGCCCUGCACGCUCAAGGAGUAGAAGUGGGCGGGAGGCAGAGUUACGCGAGAGCGCGUGGAGUGAGCGAGCUCGGGUCCCACUUGAGCUCGGGCUCAGGACCCAGACAGGUCGGCCAGGGCCCCAAGCCGUCGUUACACCCAAUAUAAGGAGGACAGACCUGACUCAGACCGAGCAAGGAGACAUGGCCUCACCAUUCCUGCCUGCGGGGGCCACCACAGGCGACAGCGGUGGGGAGCUGAGCUCAGAGGAUGACUCCUGUGAUGUGGAAUCCCCCCAUAGCCCUGAGACCGAGGAGUCCAGGAGCCUGACGGAACUGUUUGAGAAAGCUGCCGCGCACCUCCAGGGCCUGAUUCAGGUGGCCAGCCGGGAGCAGCUCUUGUACCUGUAUGCCAGGUACAAACAGGUCAAAGUUGGAAAUUGCAAUACUCCUAAACCAAGCUUCUUUGAUUUUGAAGGAAAGCAAAAAUGGGAAGAAGACAAAAACAUAUUUGAUUACUGCAGGGAAAACAACAUUGACCAUAUAACCAAAGCCAUCAAGUUGAAAAAUGUGGAUGUGAAUAUGAAAGAUGAAGAGGGUAGAGCUCUACUCCACUGGGCAUGUGACCGAGGACAUAAGGAACUAGUCACAGUCCUACUACAAUAUAGAGCUGACAUUAACUGUCAGGACAAUGAAGGUCAAACAGCUCUACAUUAUGCCGCUGCCUGUGAGUUUUUGGAUAUCGUGGAGCUGCUGCUGCAGUCUGGCGCUGACCCUACUCUCCGAGACCAGGAUGGCUGCCUGCCAGAAGAGGUGACAGGCUGCAAAGCAGUUUCUUUGGUACUGCAGCGGCACACGGCCGGCAAAGCUUAAUCAAAAGACUGGAAAACCACAGUCUGUAAUAGCAUAGGGCUUCAAUUAUGAAGGAAAACUGCAAAAAUAAUACUCUCUUACCACCCAUGUUUGGUAUGCAUUGGCUAAUAAAAUCAGUUCUGAGGAACUGGGA
Molecule: messenger RNA, 1124 nt
Organism: Propithecus coquereli (Coquerel's sifaka)
Lineage: Eukaryota; Metazoa; Chordata; Mammalia; Primates; Indriidae
Gene: ACBD6
Product: acyl-CoA binding domain containing 6
Exons: 6
Coding region: 323-991 (222 amino acids)
Molecular function (GO): fatty-acyl-CoA binding; protein binding
Source: RefSeq, a predicted model, not a curated record